Leguminivora glycinivorella is the source of this 1501-nucleotide messenger RNA. It is a transcript of the gene Uba3, whose product is annotated as NEDD8-activating enzyme E1 catalytic subunit. The transcript is spliced from 7 exons. Gene Ontology annotation, molecular function: NEDD8 activating enzyme activity. Gene Ontology annotation, cellular component: cytoplasm; nucleus. Gene Ontology annotation, biological process: protein neddylation. The record is from RefSeq and is a predicted model, not a curated record. Lineage: Eukaryota; Metazoa; Arthropoda; Insecta; Lepidoptera; Tortricidae. The coding region runs from base 119 to 1468 and encodes 449 amino acids.
UCUGCUGCUUGCUUUGCUUGCGAAUCUUGUGAAUUUUCAUUGCAUUUGCCGAUAUAUUUAAUAAACAGUUUUUAUUUGGUUUUAGGUAUUCAUAUUUUGGGGACAAGUAUCCAGAAAAAUGGCUGGAGGUGAGGCCCAGACUUCGGAUUACCUACAAAGAAGAUGGCUAAAUAUACGGAAACUAUUGGAAAGAUCUGGUCCAUUUUGUCACCCUGAUUUUGAACCCUCUGCUGAAAUAUUGGAUUUCAUUAUGAAUUCAUGCAAAAUCUUAAUAAUAGGGGCUGGGGGUCUAGGCUGUGAAUUACUAAAGGAUUUAGCGUUGAUGGGCUUUAAAAAAAUCCAUAUUAUUGAUAUGGAUACAAUAGAGUUGUCAAAUUUGAACAGACAAUUUUUGUUUAGGAAGAAUGAUAUUGGAUUAUCAAAGGCUAAAUGUGCUGUUGAAUUUGUUAAUAAUCGGGUUCCAGGCUGUGAGGCCAUUGCUCAUCACUGUGCCAUCCAGGAUAUGGAUGAGGGUUUCUACAGGCAGUUCCACAUUGUUGUCUGCGGUCUUGAUUCUGUUGUGGCUAGGCGGUGGCUUAACGGCAUGCUGAUGUCCUUGCUUCAGUAUAAUGAUGAUGGAACCUUAGACCAAAGCAGCCUGAUACCUCUGGUGGAUGGUGGCACUGAGGGUUUCAAAGGUAAUUCCCGGGUGAUCCUGCCAGGCAUGAGUGCCUGUAUUGAGUGCACACUGGACCUCUACCCACCGCAAGUCACAUUCCCGCUUUGCACCAUUGCUAAUACACCAAGACUACCAGAGCACUGUAUAGAAUAUGUAAAAGUACUGCAAUGGGCCAAGGAAAAUCCGUGGGGCAACACCACAGCCCUCGACGGCGAUGAUCCGCAGCACGUUGCUUGGGUCUUGGAGAAGGCUCAGGAGAGGGCAAUGAAACAUGGCAUUACCGGAGUAACCUAUAGAUUGACGCAGGGAGUGCUGAAGAAUAUCAUACCGGCUGUGGCCAGUACGAAUGCGGCUAUAGCGGCAGCUUGUGCUACUGAGGUGUUCAAACUAGCUUCGUCCUGCUGUGUGAACAUGAACAACUACAUGGUCCUGAAUAUAGCAGACGGAGUGUACUCAUACACAUUCAGCGCCGACCGCCGUGCGGACUGCGUGGCUUGUAGCAACGCGACUAGAACUAUGGAGCUGGAGGGCCAGGCUACCUUGCAGACUAUACUCACGCAACUGCAAGAGGACCCCAAGUAUCUGAUGAAGAGCCCAGGUAUUACCACUAUUAUCAAUGGACGCAAUAAAACUCUGUACAUGUCUUCAAUCAAAAGCAUAGAAGAGAGAACUAGGGACAACCUGAAGAAGAAGAUAACUGAUUUAGGAUUGUUCAAUGGUGCUGAAAUACUGGUGGCAGAUGUCACUACACCUAACACGAUCACGAUCAAGUUGAAAUUUACUAAUAAUCUAGAUGUUGAGAUGGCCUAGUGUAUGUGUAACGAAUAAACAUGCUUUCUCAUA